This is a messenger RNA of Penicillium maclennaniae, 1866 nucleotides long. RefSeq lists its product as uncharacterized. The record is from RefSeq and is a predicted model, not a curated record. NCBI's taxonomy places the organism in Eukaryota, Fungi, Ascomycota, Eurotiomycetes, Eurotiales, Aspergillaceae. The coding region runs from base 1 to 1866 and encodes 621 amino acids. Gene Ontology annotation, biological process: regulation of DNA-templated transcription. The transcript is spliced from 3 exons.
AUGUCUGGCCUUGAAGCUAUUGGGGCAGCGGCCAGUAUCUUACAAGUCGCAGACUUAGGCGCUAGAUUAUCCGUCAAACUCUUUUCCUUCUACAGACGGGUUCAGGAUGCGCAUAACACAAUCCAGGUUCUGUCAAACGAGGUCGCGCUCGUAAGUGCUAUUUUGCGUGAACUUGGAGACAAUUUGGAAGAGGAGGAGUCGUCCAAGCUCUGUUCAGACGAGGCGUUUCGCACAUUGAGUCUUGUCCUUACUCAGUGCCGGGACAUACUUGAACAGAUCCAGAGAAUGGUUGAUAUCGAUGAGCAGCCAGAAAAGAGUCAGCUUCGACGAGUGACUGGAAAACUUCGGAUAGUCCUGCUUGAGCCGAGUUGGGAGCGGCUGAAAAUCAACCUGGAAAGGCUGAAGUCGACGAUGCUACUUUUGCUCAAUGUCAUUAUGUACGCGGGUCAAAUUCGAAGCAACAAUAUACCAACCAUGGUCCAAGAGCAGCGUGACUUGAUACAGACUUUGUUGGAAGAACGACAAAACGAGAACCCGAAGCCACGGCAGUCAAGUAUUGCCGAACACUUCUCUCCGGGACUCACGACAGUCAAACCGCGGGGUGGAUUGUCCCACACUGAGAUCUCUGGAAUCGGGAACCAAAAACUCAGGCCAGCCAACCACCGCUCGAACUCGAGUGAUCAAGCUGUACAGAGUUCAAUCGAACACACGAACAACAGAGGAGCACGAAAAAGGUAUCAUAGAGCUAUGGAAGACAAUAAGUCCGCUGAGCUUGAAAAUUACAAUACACUCAUACAAAGCAUGCUUGAUGGGAUCGAAUCCUGCAAGAGAAACCUUGAGAAGAACAGACACUCACGAAUCAGAACCGGUGUCUUGAAUAUUCACUCUGGAGAAAUUAUGCGAUUCCAAGUCGAACUUGGAUCCCCCAUUCAUAUUGACCAUUCGCUUUUCGCUGAGCAUAUUUCCGGGAACCCUCCCAUGACGAAAGUCACUGGUCCUUCUACUGCACCCACAGAAUCGCUUGUAGACAUGGACUACAAUGAAUCCGACGAAUCGGACCUCUCCGAAACUGACCUAUCCAUUCGCCGUCAGAACAAAAGUACUGCUAGCGUUGACUCUUGUGAAGCCUCCCCCAACAAUCGCGACUACGAGCUUCUUAUGAGUCGGCGUAUCAUCGAAAGGGAUGGCCACCAGAACAUGUUAGAGAGAAAUGAUGUCCGUCAGGACCUGGAGCUCUGGAGACAGCAGCAGGAGAUUGAGCGUCUAGAGCGUGCGCUCCAGAGAGAUCGUGAGAGGAGAUCCUCGUCUCAUCUGGCCCGUGAAGAAAAGGAGUGGGAUGAGAACAAUGAAGAGACUUCCUGCCGGCUGCGGAAACUUGACACCAUGCCCAAGUAUGCAAAAGAUUGCAACGCGGCUGAGCACUGGUCACAAUCGGAGAAUUUCAAAGAGGUAGACGCAGAAUUUCCUCAGAAGGGACAGUGGAAGACGAAACUAGCGGCGGAGAAGCUGAAUCUUGCGAAGACACAAGAGGCAAUAACUCAGAGUGAGGAGUCGAAGGCGCCGAUUAGUGCGAGCGACAUGCAGAGAGCAUCAGAGGAGGAUGGAAAAGAGGAAGAGGAGGGUGCGGAGGAAGUGGAGCCGGGGUUGGAUAAUGCCGCCGUUAUAGAAUCGAAGCAGGACCAGGAUGUGUUUGAGCAGGAGUCGGAGCGUCCCCAACCUAGUAGCACCGAGAAAGCCAGCAACAAAAGUGGCAAUGAUGCUCAGAGCAAUACAUUGACCCUGCCAGACAACAUGGAAGACUUAUUGGCGCGGUGGACGACUCUUAAAACGCAAGAGAUUCAGCGUGGCCCGUUCUCGGGAUUUUAG